Acanthosepion pharaonis is the source of this 3111-nucleotide messenger RNA. Lineage: Eukaryota; Metazoa; Mollusca; Cephalopoda; Sepiida; Sepiidae. The record is from the annotation of a GenBank genome assembly.
AUGGACAUAAACGAGCUUGUAGAAGUGUUACAAUCUACCUUGGACCCGGCCCGUCGGGAACAAGCAGAGCAACAACUCCAUGAGGUCCACAAAAUUGCUAGGUUUGCCCCGACCCUCUUGAUGCAAGUGGUCAUGGCUGAUCAGUUGGAUAUGCCAGUCAGACAAGCAGGUGUCAUUUACUUUAAAAACAUGGUCAUGCAAUUCUGGCAGGAUCGGGAAGCAGAAGAGGUUAAUGAGCCACUUCCAUUUAACAUUCAUGAACAGGACCGUGUUGUAAUAAGAAACAACAUUAUUGAAGCUGUUAUUCACAGUCCAGAUGCUGUGAGUACUCAGUUGUGCGUUUGUUUGAGUACCAUAAUUAAAUAUGACUAUCCUGGAAGAUGGCCUGACCUCACAGAAAAGAUAUCUAUGUACAUACAGUCUGAAAAUCACACAACAUGGAUGGGAGCUUUAAUGUGUCUCUAUCAACUUGUCAAGGUCUAUGAAUACAAAAGAGCAAAUGACAGAGAAGUGCUCAACCAAGCCAUGGUUAUUCAUUUGCCACUCAUCUACAAAAUGAUGAUCCAAAUUAUGCCAGAUCCAUCACCAGCAUCAAAUCUAUUACAAAAGCAAAUUUUAAAAAUAUUUUAUGCAUUAAUACAGAAUUUUCUCCCACUAAAUCUAAUUGACCGAGAAACCUUUACACGAUGGAUGGAAAUCAUCAGGCAAAUUGUUGAUCGUCCAGUUCCAGAGGCUGCCAACCAAGUUGAGGAAGAUGAACGUCCUGGAUUACCUUGGUGGAAGGUCAAGAAGUGGGCACUGCAUAUCUUGGCUCGAACUUUUGAACGUUAUGGAAGUCCCGGUAAUGUCACUAAAGAUUAUACAGAAUUUGCUGAAUGGUACUUAAAAAGCUUCACUUGUGGCAUAAUUCCUGUCCUCCUAAAUUUGUUGGACCAAUAUCGAAAGAAAAUGUAUGUUGCACCAAGAGUUAUUCAACAAACUUUGAACUAUCUUAAUCAUGGGAUUAGCCAUGCUUUCUCUUGGAAGUGUAUCAAGCCACAUAUAGUUGUUAUAAUCCAAGAUGUUGUAUUUCCACUAAUGUGUCAUAGUGAUGAAGAUGAUGAUUUGUGGAACUCUGACCCUCACGAAUAUAUCCGUAUGAAAUUUGACAUGUUUGAGGAUUUCUUGUCACCUGUUGUUGCUGCCCAAACAUUAUUCCAUUCAGCUGUUGGUAAGAGGAAAGAAGUAUUACAAAAAGCUAUGGGCUUCUGUAUGUCUAUCUUGACUCAGCCUGAAGUUGAUCCUAGACAGAAAGACGGUGCAUUGCACAUGAUUGGUGCAGUUGCUGAUAUUCUGCUAAAAAGAAAAAUCUAUAAAGAUCAAGCAGAGAUGAUGCUUACCAGUCAUGUGUUUCCAGAAUUUAGAAGUCACCAUGGUUAUCUGAGAGCAAGAGCCUGUUGGAUGCUACACUAUUUCAGUGAGUUGAGGUACAAACAAGAUAAUAAUUUGAUGCAGGCUUUGGAACUUAGUAAGGAUUGCUUGUGUAAUGACAAUGAACUACCGGUCAGAGUAGAAGCUGCCAUAGCACUUCAAAUGCUUGUUACCCAGCACGAAAAGGCUAAGCAGUUUAUUCGCCCUCAUGUGAAACCUGUCAUCCUAGAAGUGUUAAGAAUCAUUCGGGAAACUGAGAAUGAUGAGCUAACUAGUGUCCUUCAACGCUUGGUAUGCAAUUAUGUUGAAGAUGUUCUACCAAUUGCUGUUGAGAUGAUGACACAUUUGGCUCAAACUUUCAACCAAUUACUGAAUGCUGACAUUGAAUCUUCUGAAGAUAAGGUUAUUACUGCUUUGGGUGUCCUUAACACAAUGGCAACUAUACUUGAUGUUAUGGAGGGAAGGAAAGAAAUGAUGUCGCAGUUAGAAGGCAUUGUAUUAAAUGUUGUUGCUAUUAUUCUGCAACAGAACAUCAUUGAUUUUUAUGAAGAAGUCCUUUCACUUAUAUGUAGUCUGACAAGUACUCAAAUUUCUCCUCACAUGUGGCAAGUAUUUGGUAUGCUUUACCAAAUGUUCCAAGCUGAUGGGAUUGACUACUUUACUGAUAUGAUGCCUGCUCUUCAUAAUUAUAUAACUGUUGACACCACUAGUUUCUUAUCUCAACGUGAACAUCUUGAAGCCAUCUAUAAUAUGUGUAAAACUGUGCUGUCUGCUGACGUUGGUGAAGAUGCAGAGUGCCAUGCUGCUAAACUACUAGAAGUUAUUCUUUUGCAAUGUAAAGGUCAAGUAGAUCAGGUUGUCCCAAUUUUUGUUGAACUGGUACUGGAAAGGUUGACACGAGAAGUUAAAACAUCUGAGCUGAGAACAAUGUGUUUGCAAGUUGUUAUUGCUGCACUGUACUACAAUCCACCUCUAUUGUUUGAGACUCUACAGAACCUGCAAAUACCUCGUGUUUCAGGCUCUAUAACUUCUCAGUUCCUUAACUACUGGUUGAAUGACAUUGACUGCUUCCUGGGUUUGCAUGACCGUAAAGUUAGUGUGUUAGGCUUAUGCUCAUUGAUCAACACUCCAGGCAAUAGACCUAAUGAAAUUACUGAAAUUGGUGGGCAUAUCUUACCUGCUUUGUUGCUGUUAUUCAAAGGUCUGAAGAGAGCUUAUGCUAGUAAGGCACAGGAAUUAGAUUCUGAUGAUGAGGAAGAGGAUGAACUUGAAGAUGGAGAACAAGAUAUUUUGGAAAGCGAUGAAGAUGAAAUAAAUGAAGAAAGUCAAGAAUACAUUGAGAAACUGGAAAAAUGCCGUCAUUCAGAUGAUGACACAGAUGAUGACUACACAGAGGAUGGUGCUGAUGAAACUGCAUUAGAAAGUUACUUGACUCCAUUGGAUGAUGAAAAUUGUCCAAUUGAUGAAUAUAUGGUAUUCAAGGAAGUUCUAUCAAAUCUUCAAAGCAGUGAUCCUAAUUGGUAUAGUGCCUUGACUGCAGGUCUGAAUGCAGAUCAAACUAAAGAAUUGGAAGAAGUAUUUCGAUUGUCAGAACAGAGAAGAGCAGCAGCUGAGUCAAAAAGAAUUGAACAAAGUGGAGGAUAUGUUUUUGCAAAUAUCAAUGUGCCAUCGUCAUUCAACUUUGGGCAGAUGGGUCCAUGA